UCUGCAAGCUAACCUCCCCCACUGUGCAAUAAAUCCUUGAGCUACAAAUGCAACUUCAAUUUUAGCGCGACUCAAUCGGUUUCUGAUCAAUUGGUUUAGGCAGAACACAAAUCUCUCUCAAAUCGCAAUGGAUGAUAAUGCCCAGGACGAUCUCCUGCAGUUGUUCAAACGUGUUGGAGCUUUCCUCUCUCUCAAGUUUCCCCGCGACCUGGAUUCUCGAUCAGUUGGGGCCAUAGCAGGGUUAGCAUUUGCUUUAGUGUUCACUUGGAGAAUAUUGAGAACACCUAGUGAGCCUCAAAGAAGGCAAUCAAAACGGCAAGCUCCGUCAGCGAGUAGUUCUGGUGUUCGUAGUGCUGAGACAGUAAAUGUUUUGUCUGCGGGGGCUAUUAAUCCUGUAGAGGAUUCGAGAACCCAGAAUGCUAUCGAUGAGUUCUUUCAGCCUGUAAAACCAACCCUUGGACAAAUUGUUAGGCAAAGAUUGAGCGAAGGAAGGAAGGUAACAUGUAGGUUGCUUGGUGUUAUUCUCGAGGAGAACACCCCCGAGGAACUACAGAAGCAAGCAACUGUAAGAUCAUCUGUGCUGGAGGUGCUGCUUGAGAUCACAAAAUUUUGUGACCUUUAUCUGAUGGAAAGGGUGCUUGAUGAUGAGAGUGAAAAGAAAGUCCUUGAGGCCCUGAAAGAUGCUGGGGUUUUUACAUCAGGUGGUUUAGUCAAAGAUAAGGUUCUUUUCUGUGCCACGGAGAAUGGACGGACAUCUUUUGUCAGACAGUUGGAACCAGAUUGGCACAUUGACUCGAAUCCUGAAAUUACUACCCAGCUAGCUAGAUUCAUAAAAUAUCAGCUUCACGUCUCAUCUGUCAAGCUCGAACGACCUGCCUCUAAUGUCUUUACUGCGCCAUCCUUGGAACAAUUCUUUGGAUGUGUCUAAUGUGCAAUAUAGUUGCUGAUAUUCAGAAGGGCAGCAUUUUAUUGUCAUAAAAGCAACAAACCCUGUGAUACAAACAAGUACAGAACUUCACCCAAAACUGAUUCUUUUUCUCCUUGAAACCUUCAGAAAAUUUCGUCGGUGUACUUUUAUAUGGUGUAGCAUUAUUUAGAAAUAACUUCGUACCGUGGAAAUUCCAACCUUAUAACAGUGUUAGGAUUUAACCCCUGUUGUAUUUCGUGUGACCAUUGUUUAUGCCAUUCUGAUUGGCCCUGUUUCAUCGAGAGGUGAAACCCAAUGCUCUCGUCUGAUGCAGCAGGAAAGAUCGAAAUUUACUCUCUGCCAUGAGAAAGAUCAGCACAAGUUGUUAUUGAUUAAAACAAAAACGUGUUCCCAGGUCAUGUUUUCGUUAAAGUGUGUACGCCUCACGCUAUCUAUCCCGUUUCCAUUAGUUUGACCGAGAUUGCCCGUUGAUUAAGCUCUGUAUCGACCUUUUUGUUGCUGAUCUGUGAAAGCCCUUGUAGCAUCAUAAUUGGGAUGUUUGAAUUUGAAUGUUAAAUGUUGUCUUAUUCUA
This is a messenger RNA of Salvia hispanica, 1499 nucleotides long. RefSeq names its product ubiquitin-conjugating enzyme E2 enzyme activator PEX22-like. Gene Ontology annotation, biological process: peroxisome organization. NCBI's taxonomy places the organism in Eukaryota, Viridiplantae, Streptophyta, Magnoliopsida, Lamiales, Lamiaceae. The record is from RefSeq and is a predicted model, not a curated record.